AACUAAUGUAGCUUAAAAUCUAUGUCACAAGUACAGAGGAGUCAUUCUUUGCACUCCACUUCAUUUUCUUUGUUCUAUUCCUCAAAUUACAACAUCGAAAAAGAUGUCUCUUCUUGAACAAUUGAAGAAUGUGAAGUUAAAAUCCUCGGGCGUCGAGAGGGAUUUUUCUGGUCCAAAAACGACAGGAUUUUUGUCACAAGGGGAAAUUGACAAAUAUCAGAACUCCGUGUUGGAUGUCAACACAGAGCAGUGGUAUGCUAUCCUCAGGGAUGUCACAUUUGAGACAAUUUAUUGUCCGAUAUAUUACGAUGAAGCUCAGUUGUUCGUGAAAGUUUAUGAAAAAGUUUACAAGGAUGUUGACUCGUCGGAAAUUGCAAGUCGGAAUUGGAGAGAUGCUUUGGGCGCAGAGGAUUUGAAGCUAGUGCAAGAUAUGUCAGACAGACUACAGGAGCAAAUGUUAACUUAUACCCAAGACGGUGGUUCAGCUUUUGUUAAAACCUCCAGUCGGAGUGCGAAGGAUGCUCCUUUGUACCAAGAAAAAAUCAAGCAACUUUAUUUGGAGAAACUACAUUCACACCCCAAAGAACUCCACUGUGAUGAAAACUUGCAAAUAACAUGCUUGCUUGAAGCAGCUUUUGAGGCAAUGAAAGUGACAGAUGCUGGCACUGUUUUGGAUAUGUUUAUGAGAAGUGAAAGAAUCUUUCAGGAUAUGCUACUCGCCACAGAAAAGAAAGACCGUUUUCACGAGAACUUCGUCAUUCGCCAGUACCAUCACAUUGAUGUUGACAUGGAGUUCCGAGGCUUUGUCUUCAACAACAGGCUGACUGCCUUAUCUCAGUAUAAUUACCUCAUCUAUUCUAAGAGACUGGUAAAACAGAAAGAACAUGUACUGAACCUCAUUACCGAGUUCUACAACCAAGAAGUUUUACCCAGGCUGAAGACAGCAAAGUUUGAGAAAGAUUUUAUUAUUGAUUUUGCACUCACCGAUGAAGGAAAAAGAAUCUGGGUAAUAGAGAUCAACCCAUUCAUGGAAACAACAGAUGGCGCACUGUUCGACUGGAACAAGGAACGUAGCAUACUGGAAGGAGGAGAGGCAGAAGAUAUGACAUUCCGUUUAACAACGAGACCAAAGCCAGGGGCCAAGGUUAUGCUACCUGUGGGUGCGAGACAGCUUUUACAGGAAACCUCAUCUACCUCCAGUGUGUGACACAAAUUCAAAUGUGAUGUUAUUUUAAAACUAACUAAAAAUACAGUUGUUGGUCUAGUUGAGGGCACUCGCAGUGAGUCCAUGCCCCUUCCUUAAAGGGAUAAUAACUGUUCGUUUGAGGCAAAAAAAGAAUUUUCCUGUAAUUUUCUCAUACUUACAAUGGUGAAUGAAUCUAUUUCUACAUUCAUAGUUAGUCCCUGUUUUUUUUUUUUUUUUUUCUAAAAAGUUUUUUUUUGUAAUGAUCUCUUAAGAGAUCAAUACUGAGUAUAGCCAUCUUUGGAGGUCAUGUGGCCGAUGACAAGCUCAGAUAUCAGAAUAAUAGCUGUAACUCCUGUUUGUGUGGUAAAACUGAAUAUACGUAUUACAUUUUAUUGAGUAGUUUACAAUGUUUUUAUUGUGAAAUAUAGAUUUCAUACGAAGAGUUAUUAUCCAUUUAACUUCUGAGGUUCUCCCUCUACUCCUCUCCCUUUAGCCUCCCUUCCCCUCCCCCCUCAAGAAAAAAUAAUGAGAGAAAGAAGACAAAACCAAGCCAUUCUUCCAUCCCUAUGACCUACAUGUACAUAUGACAAUAAAGUUGUGAUUAUGGCCCAUUUUACCUAUCAUAUCUCUGAUAAGUUUGUUGAUAGUUGUGAUAAUUGGCAGGGAGGUUUAUCUAUAACAAUGUACCAGUAUAAACUAGUACAGGCAGCUACACCAGUAGUGCAAAAGAGACAUACUAUGUAUAUUGUAAACUGACAGUUAUUUAUGCAUGUAGUUCUUGGUCUAUUUUUUUUUUCAAGUUAAAAGUGGUAUUGUACUUUAUAGGCAUGUAGGCCUAAUAAAAAGCACAAUGGCAAUGCGCAGUCAGUACAGUCAACAACAUAGGUGCAAUGUUUACUUUAAUGUGCAGUUUUUAAGAACAUUAUUUAAAUUUAAUAUGUAUAGAAUAAAAUAUACAUACCCCAUACUGGUAUAUUACAGCUACACUAACUUCCUGUUGAGAUAUCUCUUUCUAUACAAUUGUAUUUUUAUUGAAUUAUAUGUAUCUAUCAAUUAUUUUAUGUAUGCAUUCAUUUUCGCCUAAUUUUGAAUAAAUAUAAGUAUUAAAGCUAAGUGAUAAUAAACAUUACAAGUUUGGUUUUGAUUGCUACAGAUGAGAUUGUGAG
Messenger RNA from Lingula anatina, 2352 nucleotides. RefSeq lists its product as uncharacterized. Gene Ontology annotation, cellular component: cytoplasm. Lineage: Eukaryota; Metazoa; Brachiopoda; Lingulata; Lingulida; Lingulidae. The record is from RefSeq and is a predicted model, not a curated record.